Messenger RNA from Trichobilharzia regenti, 2817 nucleotides. Lineage: Eukaryota; Metazoa; Platyhelminthes; Trematoda; Strigeidida; Schistosomatidae. The record is from the annotation of a GenBank genome assembly.
GCUGAGAGAUCGAACUCAGGCUUUGUGUUUGUUGUUAUUUGUCCACUAGGUAUGCCUACAACCACCUAAUACAAUUCAAAGCACACCACGAUGGUGAGUUACCUGACUUCGUGACCGCCUUGUAAAUGUAUCUGAUAGAAUUGAGUCACUAUCAACGCAAAGGACUAGAAACAUGACAUUGGUUUAUGCCUCGUGUCUAAUCAAUGCACUCCAUGGUCUGAUGGAGUUAUCACCAUUUUUUCGUAUGAUCAUUAUAUAUGUAAUUGGAAUGUUUGGUGGUGGACUAGUUGUCCACCUUUAUCACAUACAACGUGACGAUAAUUUAUAUACAUCAGUUAUCAGUGCUGCUAAAUCACCACAGCUGUUGACUAAUGAUGACGCGUAUAAACACUUGAUUCACUCCAAUGAUUCAACUCAUGAACAUGCUUUACAACAUUUGGCUGAAGCAACAUUGGCUAACGCAUUGGCUGAACAAGUACGCGUAUUCUGUUGGAUAGUUACAAUGCCAAAAAAUCAUCAGUCAAAAGCUGUUCACGUUAAAGCAACAUGGGCUGGUCGAUGCAAUAAAUUUUUAUUUAUUAGUAGUGAAAAUGAUGAAAAACUUCCAUCAAUAGCCGCAGUUAACAAGGAAGGCCGUGAUAUGCUAUGGAAUAAAACAGCUGCAGCGAUCAAAUAUAUUGCAAAGCAUUAUGUUAAUGAUUACGAUUACUUUUUGAAAGCAGAUGAUGACUCUUAUAUUAUUGUUGAAAAUCUACGUAAAAUUUUAUACAAACACAAUCCUGAUGAACCCUUCAUUAUGGGUAGACGAUUUAAGCCAUAUGUUAAACAAGGUUAUAUGUCUGGUGGCGGGGGUUAUGUCCUGUCACGUGCUGGUAUUAUCAAUAUAGCUAAUGGUUUACAGAAUACCACAGAUUGUAUAAAUGGUAAAUAUUCAUUUGCUGAAGAUGUCAAACUUGGUCUUUGCGCUGAAGCUACACACGUCAGCAUAGUCGACAGUUUAGAUGCAGAAGGCCGUGAAUGCUUCCAUCCUUUCUCUCCAUCCAGUAUGCUUACAAAAGAUCCCAAAGGUUAUCCUGACUGGUUUUUGAAGUAUAAUUACCACAGAAUAGAUACAGGUUUCGACUGCUGCAGUGAUUAUGCGGUUUCUUUUCAUUAUAUAACACCAGGAGAAAUGUAUCUCUUUGAAUAUAUGCUCUACCAUCUACAUCCAUAUGGUAUACAUCGAGAUUUUAUGGAUUUAAUGAACUACUUACAGAAGAAAAGUAUUUCUUAGCGUAUACAAUAUGUAUAAAUAGACAACUAGCCUUCUUCUUUACCUGAGCUACAUUUGUGUUACUUUACUGUUUAAUAUAUUUCAAUUUUAUCACAGUACAUAUCAUCAAAUGAACUUAAAUCACGUUCAUGAUCAGGGAAUUUCUAAGCUGAUCAAGGCCAUGUCAGGGCGUGUUAAGCAGAUUUCGGCCUAAUAUUUAUUUGUUUUAUUUUUCAAAUUGUAACUGUGUAUGUACUGCCUUCUAUUUUUUUAUUUAUUUUUUUCUUAUUGGUUCAUUUUAUGAUAUUGAGAAAAAUUGUGUACAGACUACUCUGUCCCUGUGUACGUGUGUGUUUUAUGUGAGGUGAUUAGGGCCCAAUUUCUAUAAGGCAUUAAUGUAAUGUCUCAGUAAUGUAUAUUGGCCAAUCCGACUUGUUUCUACGUGUUUUAAUAGUAUUUUUAUUUGUACACACUGAAUAAAUCCAAUGCCCUUUCCUACCUGUUCUGCAAAUGAAAACAGACGUAUCUGUGUUUAUGUACAAUUUAUGGUGUGUAUGUACAUAAUAUAGAUAAUGUAUAAUUAAAGAUGUUUUUUAUGAUGGUGUAAAUGUUUUUACUCAGAUCUUGACACUUACAAAGAAAAAAUUACAAUAUUACGAUUGUAGCAAUUAGAUUUGUUUUUAAAAAAUGAUCACAGAUUGAAAUAAGUUAGAGUAACAUUGAAAGCUAGGGAGUACUUGACAGCUUCGAUGUUUUCAAUGUAGUUACUGUCCACGCCAGGUAAAAUACAUAGUCGCAUCAUCCUAGAGAGAAUAAAGGAUGAGCUGGAUACAGAACUCCACUUAUCAGAACAAGCUGGAUUCAGGAAAGGCAAAUUAUUUGCUAAUCAAAUUGCAUCUCCACACAUCCUCAUCACAGAACGAACCAUAGAAUAACUCAACAUCAUCGAUAUCGUAAAGGCCUUCGACAAACAGCGUUGACAGAGAAGUAAUUUGGAAACAACUUCAACACUACAGCGUGCAGUGCACAAAUAUUUAUUAACUCCAUUCAUCACCUAUACGACAACGCCAGGAGACAGUCGGAAGAUCCACAACGCAAAAUAAACUCAGCCAGGAAUUGUUUACAUAUUCAAUCUCUUUCUUACCAUCCCUUAAUCUUAUCACAUCUUCAUUAAAAACGUGUCUCAUUUACUCCCCUUACAAUCUAUCACUACUGAAUCGGUUCAUUUGUUUUUACUAGCCUUUAUCGACUACUUCCGCUUGAACAUUUGCUUGUUUAAUCAUGCUGUUAUUUCAUCAUUCUUGUUAUCGCAGAUUGCCUCACUUUUCAUCCUUAUUAUUGAUUAAACCCUUAUUAUUAUUAUAAGUCAGUAGAACAACUGGAUCUCGUCUUUCCAACUCAUGUCAUUAAUAGGUACAACAUUUUCUUUUUCUUUCUCUCUUUUUCUUUUCUCUCUCGUUUUUUCUUGUUUGUGUGCUGCUUUGUUUCUUUCUUCCUUACAAACUCUAUUUAAAACAUUCUUCUUCUUUCUUUCACACUCUGUAUAUCUCGACUUUUUGUUACCG